Molecule: messenger RNA, 2170 nt
Organism: Magnolia sinica
Lineage: Eukaryota; Viridiplantae; Streptophyta; Magnoliopsida; Magnoliales; Magnoliaceae
Exons: 6
Coding region: 368-1759 (463 amino acids)
Biological process (GO): microtubule anchoring at mitotic spindle pole body; protein localization to mitotic spindle pole body; mitotic sister chromatid segregation
Cellular component (GO): mitotic spindle; MWP complex; microtubule organizing center
Molecular function (GO): protein binding
Source: RefSeq, a predicted model, not a curated record
ACUUUUGUCCUUUUGCCGCGCAUAUUACCAGAGCUUCAUGCAGAAUCGCAGAUCUCACUCAUCGAGCGGCUCAGCUGGUCCCAGCUCCGCGCUUUUGUGCCGGACGCUACCGGCGCACGUUAUCUUGUCCCCUUCCCGCAACAACUCUCUCCUCCCGAUUCAAAAUUCCCACAACGAUCUCACCUAUUCUCCUUUCUCACUCCCAUGUAGGGUUUGAGAAUUGCAAGAAUUUCGCGAUCCGAUCUGGUGGUGAUCGAGAAUCUAGGGCAUCGUUUGCCCUAAAAUGGCAGAGAGAUUCAAGAAUACAGGGUAGUUUUUAAUGCCCUGCAUUUGAAGACGGACCGAAAGAAUUAGGGUUUUGUAAGGAAUGGAGUUCACGGAUGCUUACAAGCAAACGGGCCCUUGCUGUUUCUCCCCGAAUGCUCGUUUCCUCGCAAUCGCCGUCGAUUACCGCCUUGUGAUUCGGGACGUCGUCUCACUCAAGGUCAUACAAUUAUAUUCGUGUGUGGAUAAGAUAAGCUAUAUAGAAUGGGCUCUUGAUUCUGAGUAUAUUCUUUGCGGUCUUCAUAAGAGACCCAUGAUACAGGCCUGGUCGUUGACCCAGCCUGAAUGGACAUGCAAAAUAGAUGAAGGCCCUGCUGGUAUUGCUUAUGCAAGGUGGAGCCCUGACAGUCGUCACAUACUUACUACAUCAGAUUUUCAGUUGCGAUUAACAGUUUGGUCGCUGGUAAACACUGCUUGUGUACAUGUGCAAUGUCCAAAACAUGCCUCCAAAGGUGUUUCUUUUACGCAAGAUGGGAAGUUCGCUGCAGUUUGCACAAGGCGUGAUUGCAAGGACUAUAUAAAUCUGUUGUCCUGCCAUACAUGGGAAAUCAUGGGCAUCUUUGCUGUUGACACGAUUGAUUUAGCAGAUGUUGAAUGGUCGCCAGAUGAUAGUGCUAUUGUGAUCUGGGAUUCACCUCUUGAAUAUAAGGUUCUGAUUUAUUCUCCAGAUGGGAGAUGCCUAUUUAAAUAUCAAGCCUAUGAGAGUGGAUUGGGUGUGAAAACUGUUGCCUGGUCCCCAUGUGGCCAGUUUUUAGCAGUUGGUAGUUACGAUCAGAUGUUGCGGGCAUUGAACCAUCUUACAUGGAAAAUCUUUGCUGAAUUCACACACAUAUCUACAGUUCGCAGUCCUUGCAGUGCUGCUGUUUUCAAGGAGGUUGACGAGCCUUGGCAACUUGAUAUGUCAGAACUAUGUCUGAGCGAUGAAUUUCCUCAUAAUCUACAGGGAAACUGUCCUGAAAAUGCUCCAGAAGGACACUUUAGAGUGAGGUACAAAGUAAUGGACUUUCCAAUUAGCUUGCCUUACCAAAAGCCUCCUCCUGACAAACCCAACCCCAAACAAGGCAUCGGUUUGCUAUCAUGGAGCAACGAUAGUCAGUAUCUCUUCACCCGCAACGACAGCAUGCCCACUGUUCUUUGGGUAUGGGAUAUCCUCCAUCUUGAGCUCGCUGCCAUCUUGAUACAGAAAGAGCCGAUCCGUGCAGCAGCGUGGGAUCCAACAUGUGCCCGCCUUGUCUUGUGCACUGGAAGUUCACAUCUGUAUAUGUGGACCCCCUCAGGCGCCUGGUGUGUGAGUGUUCCGUUGCCGCAGUUUGUCAUCUCGGAUCUGAAAUGGAACUCAGAUGGUAGCUGCCUUCUUCUCAAGGACCGGGAGUCAUUCUGCUGUGCUGUAGUGCCGGUGCUGCCGGAUUCCAGUGAAUGCAGCUCAGACAGCUGAAAGUUUCGUUUUUGAUCCAGGUUGCUGGUAAAUACACGUAGUAACUGUGAUAUCUGGGAUCCAUAAUCGUUGGUCCGUUGGUUGUUUUCCAUGGCAGCUCAAUUCUAUGUUCCUGCAGUGUUUGUAAUACUGAUGAAGCUUUCAAAUUCUGGAAGAGUACUGCCUGGGCAAUUUGCGAUGUACUUAGCACAGUGUCUCUCCCACAGCAGGAGGGUUUGAAACAAAAAGUUGUGGGAUCCAUUGAUGUGUGUGGCAUCCACUCUGUCUAUCAUUUGCAACAACUCAUGUUGUUAGGAUGUGAGCUCAAAAAAUCAGGCUAGUCCAAAAUCAAGUGGGAGAUGGGAUGGGGAACAGUGAGGAUGGAGAUGUGCACCAUGAAACCUUCCUGGGCCCCACCAAUGUUUUGGGUCA